This is a messenger RNA of Rhopilema esculentum, 894 nucleotides long. RefSeq names its product dolichol-phosphate mannosyltransferase subunit 1. Gene Ontology annotation, cellular component: endoplasmic reticulum membrane. Gene Ontology annotation, biological process: protein O-linked glycosylation via mannose; dolichol-linked oligosaccharide biosynthetic process; GPI anchor biosynthetic process. Gene Ontology annotation, molecular function: dolichyl-phosphate beta-D-mannosyltransferase activity. The record is from RefSeq and is a predicted model, not a curated record. Lineage: Eukaryota; Metazoa; Cnidaria; Scyphozoa; Rhizostomeae; Rhizostomatidae.
GAACACAAACUUUUACUUCCACGUCGAAUAUUUUUUGUGAAUGCAGCAAAAGGGGUGGAAUAAUGUCUGACAAAAAAUUCACUGUCCUUUUACCAACAUACAACGAGAAAGAAAAUCUGCCCUUAAUAACUUGGCUUCUGGUUAAAACAUUUACGGAACACAAAAUCGAUUACGAAGUUAUUAUCAUUGAUGACGGAAGUCCUGACGGAACACAAGAUGUGGCUAAACAAUUGCAAAAGAUCUACGGAGAAGACAGAAUCGUCUUGAAACCACGGGAAAAGAAACUUGGAUUAGGUACUGCUUACAUUCAUGGAAUGAAAUUUGCAACUGGAGAUUUUAUCAUCAUAAUGGAUGCUGACUUAUCACAUCAUCCAAAAUUCAUUCCAGAAUUUAUCAAGAAGCAAAAAGAAAGCAACUUUGAUGUCAUAUCAGGGACUAGAUAUAUUGGGAAUGGUGGAGUGUAUGGAUGGGACCUUAAAAGAAAGCUAAUUAGCCGAACUGCAAAUUAUAUAACUCAAAUACUGUUACGACCUGGUGCUUCAGAUCUAACUGGAAGUUUCAGAUUGUACAAAAAAGAUGUUUUAGAAAAACUGGUCAAAUCUUGUGUUUCAAAAGGUUAUGUCUUUCAAAUGGAAAUGAUAAUAAGAGCAAGACAAUUUGGUUAUUCCAUUGGAGAGGUACCAAUUUCAUUUGUUGACAGAGUAUAUGGUGAUUCAAAGCUAGGUGGAAAGGAGAUAGUUGGCUUUGCAAAGGGACUAUUGACUCUCUUUGCGACAACAUAACUUUUCGAAAAGAUUGUUUUAAACAACAUUAAGUGGGAGAUCAAUUGAAUUUAUCUAAGAAUAGAAGUAGAUUAUUGAAUAAGUGUUAUGAUGCAACCAUUGUCUAGAUGGA